AUGUACGCACAUUCGUCGGGUGGAAAGAAGAAACCAUCAAUGGCUGCGGCGGCCGUAGUUAACGCAAUGGCUUCAAGAGGGAACACACUAGCGGGCACAAACACGGGCACUACGGGCGCAAAUGCAAAACGAUCCGCUACUUUGCCUCGAGAAGAACGUCAUCAGCAUCACGCA
Anisakis simplex (herring worm) is the source of this 174-nucleotide messenger RNA. The record is from the annotation of a GenBank genome assembly. NCBI's taxonomy places the organism in Eukaryota, Metazoa, Nematoda, Chromadorea, Rhabditida, Anisakidae.